AUGCCGACCGACCUCGAUAAUGCGAAGCUCAUGUUCCUUUGUCUGAAAUUCAGCACUGCUACCACCUUUGACUACAAGAAGAUCGGCGAAGAGUGCAAAAUCUCAACUGGAGCCGCCAGUAAGCGUAUGAGCCGUCUCAAGCAGGCCGUCAAAGAGGGCAAGGAGAAUGGCCUCGACGUCCGCUACCUGUGGUCGUGCAUCCAACACUCGGACAUGAACAACGUCGACUUCAAGGCUGUGGGCGAAGAGCUCAGCCUCAACGCCGGCGCGGCAUCCAAGCGCUGGUCGCGCCUGAAGAUGGCUCUUGAGCGUGGUGAGACGGGCUCCACCGCUGCUGCCGCUCCUGGUGGCAAACAAGGCAACGGCUCCAACGGCAAGAAGAGCGCGACCAGCAACAGGAAGCGCCAGAACGCUGAGACUGCCGACAAUGAAGAGGACGACACCGGCGCUUUCAAGAAAGCAAAGCGCAAUCCCAGCACCCGCAAGGUCAAGACCGAAGAACACAACGACGACGACGGUAAUGAUGCCGCGGAGACGUACGAAAGCGACGACACUGCCGAGGGCAUCGUCAUCCCCGGACUCGACAAGAAGCCCACGACGAUCGUCAAGAAGUCCGCUCCCGCUCUCUCUCAGAUGGCAGCCACCACCGACGGUCCCGUCAAGACGUCGACCUUCCUUUACACUGCCGCUCCCGACAGCCCGCCCUCCCCCGCCUCGGCUCCUCCUCGCCGCCGCCGCGGUCGCAGGCCUCUGACGGACGACGAGGUCUACCGCAAGCUCAACGUCGACGAGGCCGAGGAGCACGCUCGGCGCAGCAUGGGCGGCGCGACCUCGCACGCCUACCCCAAGAGCCACAACCUGCGCGACACUUUCGCGUCCAUGCGUACCCCGGACGGCAAGCACGGCGGCGGCGCCACCACCGCCAACGCCUUCGACGACAUCACCAUCCCCGGCGAGAACGACGACGCGGACGGCAACAGCGUGACGCCGGGCCGCUGCUCCACGCCUGACAACAACAACAACAACAACAACAACAACAACAACAACAACAACAACAACAACAA
Molecule: messenger RNA, 1064 nt
Organism: Lasiodiplodia theobromae
Lineage: Eukaryota; Fungi; Ascomycota; Dothideomycetes; Botryosphaeriales; Botryosphaeriaceae
Product: Mate efflux family protein subfamily
Exons: 3
Source: RefSeq, a predicted model, not a curated record